Molecule: messenger RNA, 1070 nt
Organism: Aplysia californica (California sea hare)
Lineage: Eukaryota; Metazoa; Mollusca; Gastropoda; Aplysiida; Aplysiidae
Exons: 2
Coding region: 145-825 (226 amino acids)
Source: RefSeq, a predicted model, not a curated record
GGAUGAGCUUCAUGUAUAAAAUCUUUCGCGAAUCUCUGUAUCCCCCAUCUAUAACUUUCAAGUUCUCGAACCAGCUUAUUAUUUGCUAAGAAAACUUACUCAAGUGACACAACUGAAGGUGGAGCUGUUGUUCUGAAAGUGACCAUGAUGUUGAGAAUCUGUGUUUUUGUCUUGUCUUUCGGGGUUGCUGUUCUCACUGUCACAUCAGCCGCCAACGUCACACCGGAGAGCACAGAGCACAUCUUUGGACCAACAGGUCCUUCCACAGGGAGAGCUGUCAACAGCGAGGUCGACGUGGACGAGGAGAACGUUCUCGAUCCGACCACCGUUCUUGACGGUAUACGGUUACGCGAUCUCAGUUACGAAGAACUUAUGUUUCUCCUUAAUAACGAAGACGACUUGUUUGUAUCGGAAAUGGACAUCCUGGCCCUGAAGAAAUUUGUGGAGAAGAAAGUCGCCUCUCGGACGUCUGGGGGCCUCAGGAAGAAACGAGCAGGCGUCCGAGCUUUAGGGGUGGCCCGUGGAUUGUUCAGAGGGUCAACAAUCGGCAGGUUGACCACUAGUGGACGAAGUGUGACGAGAAACUACGAAACACAGGGCGAUUUUCACACUGCGGUGACCCAUUUCAACAACCUGAACCCAACAGACAGAUCCGCCUUCUCAGGUCGUAUUAGUGGAUUUACAGGAAUGGUGGGAAAUCACAGGGUGACUGCUCGCGACGGUAGUAAAUUUGGCGCGCCCACUUUGGAAAUCAGAUCUCCCAAAGCUGGUGGCACGACUAUGGUCAGAAAAUUUAGGUUCACGCCAAGUGGAGUUAACCGAUAGAGCACGGCCGCACAGUGCCACUCCGAUUUUUUAAAUGUUCUGUUUCGCAAAACACCUGCAAAUAGAAAAUAAAAGGAGCCAGCAACAAGCGGUAGCCAAAUAUUUUAUCAAUGCAAAGUCCUCGCCGCCAUGUAAAUGCGUGUUUUGGCAAAGCCCGUUCUAAUAAUAAUAUGUCCUGUUUAGAGUUAAUAUCCUUCAGGAAAGAAGAAAAGUCUAGAAAUAAAAAGAGGGUCAGAACAAUUUUA